This is a messenger RNA of Cucumis melo (muskmelon), 781 nucleotides long. Its product is annotated as DExH-box ATP-dependent RNA helicase DExH12-like. The record is from RefSeq and is a predicted model, not a curated record. The transcript is spliced from 2 exons. Gene Ontology annotation, cellular component: nucleus. Lineage: Eukaryota; Viridiplantae; Streptophyta; Magnoliopsida; Cucurbitales; Cucurbitaceae. The coding region runs from base 65 to 781 and encodes 238 amino acids. Gene Ontology annotation, molecular function: nucleic acid binding; ATP binding.
AUUGGAAGGAGUGGUAUGGGACAACUAAUGAGCAAGAUUGAUUGAUUAUGGAUUACAUCAUUCCAUGGAGUUCGAGUUUGAUCAUGAACUAUACUACAGCAGAUUGCUCUACACACAAAUCCAGAUGGACUAUGGUGUCAAAGUACGGGAACUUAGUGGAGAUCAGACAUUGACUCGUCGACAGAUUGAUGAGACUCAAAUUAUUGUGACAACACCAGAGAAGUGGGAUAUCAUUACUAGGAAGUCAGGUGACCGCACAUAUACACAACUUGUAAAGCUUUUGAUUAUUGAUGAGAUUCAUCUUCUUCAUGAUAACAGAGGUCCCGUGCUUGAAAGCAUAGUUGUCAGAACUAUGAGGCAAAUUGAGACCACUAAGGAGCAUAUCCGCCUGGUGGGAUUAUCAGCCACACUCCCUAAUUAUGAACAUGUAGCAUUAUUUUUGCGAGUUGAUCCAAAAAAAGGUCUGUUCCAUUUUGACAAUAGCUAUAGACCAGUCGCACUCUAUCAACAGUACAUUGGAAUAACGGUGAAGAAGCCAUUGCAGAGGUUCCAAUUGAUGAACGAUCUCUGUUAUGAAAAGGUAAUGUCGUUUGCAGGAAAGCAUCAGGUUCUUAUCUUUGUCCAUUCAAGGAAAGAAACAUCCAAAACAGCUCGUGCUAUACGAGAUGCUGCUCUUGCCAAUGAUACACUUAGCAGAUUCUUAAAGGAGGAAAGUGCUAGCCGUGAGAUUCUUCACACUCAUACUGAUUUAGUUAAAAGUAAUGAUCUCAAAGACCUUUAA